Molecule: messenger RNA, 2512 nt
Organism: Pelobates fuscus (common spadefoot toad)
Lineage: Eukaryota; Metazoa; Chordata; Amphibia; Anura; Pelobatidae
Gene: GRN
Product: granulin precursor
Exons: 17
Coding region: 106-2436 (776 amino acids)
Cellular component (GO): extracellular region
Source: RefSeq, a predicted model, not a curated record
UCUGAUGGAUGUUUAAAUCCCUCCCACUAAUGGGCAGGAAUGGAUCCUGUGUGAUAUAUUGGGACCAAGGGGGCGACUCACAGUCAGCAGUGGCAGCCUGUCAGGAUGGGGACGCUCUGGAUACUUUCCCUUUUGGCAGCGUCUGUGGCUGCUAACCUGUGUCCUGAUGGCACCAGAUGUGGCGAGGACAGCCUGUGCUGUGAGCUGUCUGGUGAGCAGGGAUACGGUUGCUGCUCCAAGGAAGAGAUUGUGUCCCGAUCUCUUCCAAUGAUUUCCAUGGAGAACGAGUGUUCGGAUCAUGAAAGCUGUCCUGCUGAAUACAGCUGUGUUAAUACCCCUCAGGGCAAUUCUGCUUGCUGUCCGCUGCCACAGGGAUCAUCCUGCCAAGAUGGAAAUCAUUGCUGUCCUUCCGGUACUCUUUGCUCUUCAGAUGGACACCACUGUAUUCCAGCCACCAAUCAAUCUGCAGUGAUCUGCCCAGAUGGAAAAUCUGAGUGUCCAAGUGAUGCCACGUGCUGUGUAAUGGAGGGGCAGGUCUGGGGAUGCUGCCCAAUGCCACAGGCGUCUUGCUGCAGCGAUCACCUGCACUGUUGUCCUCGCAAUACUCUGUGUGAUGUCCAGCAUGGCCGCUGCCAGUCUGAAGAUGGCGUAACCCCCUGGAUGCGCAAGCUUCCUGCUAGAGUUAAACUGGUGGGAUUGGGAGACAUUUUCAAACGGACUAACUGCUCUGACCACACCACCUGUCCUAACGGUGCUACCUGUUGCCUCCAAAAAGAUGGAAAAUAUGGAUGCUGCCCUUUCACAGAUGGUGUUUGCUGUCGAGAUCACGUCCACUGCUGCCCCUCGGGGACGCGCUGUGACCUGACUCAUAAUAAGUGUGCGUCGCUCAGCCUGGAGACCCCGCUCUUCACAAAGACUCCAGCUUUAGAAGAAACAGAUGUGAAGUGUGAUGACUCUACCAGCUGUCCUGGUGAUAGUACCUGCUGCCGCCUUGAGAGUGGUGAAUGGGGUUGUUGCCCAAUACCACAGGCAGUCUGUUGUGAAGACCAUGUCCACUGCUGUCCAGGUGGGUACACAUGUUCUGGGUCACAAUGUGUUAAUGAUGGUGUCUCCAUACCACUUCUCAGAAAAACUCCAGCGCUGAAGCACAAGGAAAACAAUGUCCAGUGCAAUGAUACUGCCUUCUGCCCAGAUGGGGCCACCUGCUGCCGUCUGAAAUCUGGUGAAUGGGGUUGCUGCCCUCUUGAACAUGCUGUGUGCUGUGAUGACCACGAACACUGCUGUCCCAGUGGUCACACAUGUUCUGGUGGACAAUGCCUGGAGGGAGAGAACUCAAUACCAGCAUUCAAAAAACUGCCUGCUUUGACAAACGCGGCAUCUAAUGCUAAUAGGGUUCCGUGUGACGCUAGUACAAGCUGUCCAGAUGGGAGUACAUGCUGCCGUAAGUCAGAUGGAGACUGGGGAUGUUGCCCUAUAGAGAAGGCCGUGUGUUGCUCUGACCACCAACACUGCUGUCCUGAGGGAUACACCUGUGACGUGUCACUUGGUGUCUGCAACAAAGCCGACCAGCAGUCAGAACCAAACAUCCCUUCAGUCUCUACCACCCCAAUCCAACCUGUAGACUACGUCUGGUGCGACUCCUCCCAUGCAUGCUAUGAUGGCCAGACAUGUUGUGUGGGACCAGGCGGCGUUUGGCAAUGCUGCCCUUAUACGCAAGGGGUGUGCUGCCCAGACCGGGUGCAUUGCUGCCCAUAUGGACACAUAUGUCUGAAUGCUGGGGCUGCAUGUAGCCGUGCUGGCCCUCUGAGCUGGCUGGAAUCUCCUGUCCCUUCAGCCCCAAUCCAGCAAGCAAAACAGAUCAACCCUACAACCCCAAUCCAGCAAGCAAAACCUGCCAAUCCUACAGCCUCAAUCCAACCUGUAGACUACGUCUGGUGCGACUCCUCCCAUGCAUGCUAUGAUGGACAGACCUGUUGUGUGGGACCAGGGGGAGUUUGGCAAUGCUGCCCUUAUGCCCAGGGGGUGUGCUGCCCGGACAGGGUGCAUUGCUGUCCAUAUGGUCACGUAUGUCUGAAUUCUGGAGCGGCAUGUAGCCGUGCUGGCCCUCUGAGCUGGUUAGGACCUCCAGUUCCUUCAGCCCCAAUCCAGGAGGCAAAACCUUCCAACCCUACAACCCCAAUUCAACCUGUAGACUACGUUUGGUGUGACUCCUCCCAUGCAUGCUACGAUGGCCAGACAUGUUGUGUGGGACCAGGUGGCGUUUGGCAAUGCUGCCCUUAUGCACAUGGGGUGUGCUGCCCAGACAGGGUGCAUUGCUGUCCAUAUGGUCACGUAUGUCUGAAUUCUGGAUCUUCAUGUAGCCGUGUAGGCCCUCUGAGGUGGGAUGGAGAAAAGUGGCCCGAAAAUAAGCCACAAAAAGCAAUCUCAUUCCUAUAAGGAGAACUCUGCCAAAAGUUUCCCAAUGAAAUCCUGCCCCCCACCCCCAACUAAUCGUGUGCCGAGCACAACACUG